This is a messenger RNA of Melanotaenia boesemani (Boeseman's rainbowfish), 1549 nucleotides long. It is a transcript of the gene snx12, whose product is annotated as sorting nexin 12. Gene Ontology annotation, biological process: late endosome to Golgi transport; endocytic recycling. NCBI's taxonomy places the organism in Eukaryota, Metazoa, Chordata, Actinopteri, Atheriniformes, Melanotaeniidae. The record is from RefSeq and is a predicted model, not a curated record. Gene Ontology annotation, cellular component: retromer complex; early endosome membrane. Gene Ontology annotation, molecular function: phosphatidylinositol-3-phosphate binding. The transcript is spliced from 6 exons. Bases 216 to 698 code for a protein of 160 amino acids.
GCACAAUACGGAACUGAGUCAAAGCAUUUUCCAGAUUCUAGCAGGGUAGGGCGCAGGGCGGCUGGCCCCCGCAAAAACAGAGCUUCUUCUCCAGCUGAACCGAUCAGCUUUCGCGGUCAAUUGAUGCCUUCAGAUGAGAUUUAAGAUUUCACUGUGUAUCUAGUUGGCUUGGCGUUAUUUCUCCGUUGGUCAUCCAAAAACUACAGCCCGACAAAAUGUCAGAUCCUGUGGUAGCCGACACUCGCCGGUUGAAUUCCAAGCCUCAAGACCUAACGGAUGCUUACGGCCCCCCGAGCAAUUUUCUGGAAAUAGACGUUUACGAUCCACAGAUCGUUGGAGUUGGACGAAACCGUUACACAACUUAUGAGGUUCGCAUGAGGACAAAUCUUCCCAUUUUCAAACUGAAGGAUUCUUGUGUGAGGAGAAGAUACAGUGACUUUGAGUGGUUAAAGAAUGAGCUGGAAAGAGACAGUAAGAUUGUAGUACCACCUCUGCCGGGCAAAGCCCUGAAAAGACAGCUGCCAUUCCGUGGAGAUGAGGGGCUUUUUGAGGAGUCUUUCAUUGAGGAGCGGCGAUCGGGCCUGGAGCAGUUCAUCAACAGAAUUGCAGGUCACCCCUUGGCCCAGAAUGAGCGCUGUCUUCACAUGUUUCUGCAAGAGGAAACCAUUGACCGUAACUACAUUCCUGGAAAAGUAUGAAUGAAACUACAGACUGCUGCACCUGCCCAGUGUACAUUUAUUCUACACAUCAUUAUAAAAACUGAUGGGAAUGUCAGAAGUGAAAAGUAUCAGCGGUGUAGAAUAAAACAACUACUGCACCAGGACAAAGUAUAAAUUAGUUGAUGUGUCUUCAUUCAGUCAUUCCACAUACUGUACGUACAUUAUUUUGAUUCAGUCAUCAGUUAAAAAGGCAAAACUCUAAACAUAUUUUUAGCCAUUUUAUCUUUUUUUUCCCUUUUUUAACAAUGAGUAUUAUGCUUUUUUUUUAUAUAAAUUUGAUCAUUUUAAGGGUGUAAUUACCUGCUUUUGUUGCAGUUUUCUUUUGCCAGCAAAGACUUGAUUUUUAAUGAUAACUUCCCAAAGUCAAGCCACAUGUAGCAGCUUGAGAAGAAAGCGACCCCUUCAUUCCAGUCAGAAGAUUCUCCCAAGUUUUAUGUUGUCCUCAUGCUAUUAUAAAGGAUUACUUGUUUGGACUCUGCUGUCUUAGUUACUCUAAAAUCAUUCCUACAUUUUGGCUGUGUGUUAUCAGCAAGCAGGAAUGUUAAGUUAGGCAAAUAACCAUAUCUAAGCACUGUGACAAGAGGUUCAUUAUAUGAACAAUAUCUCAUUGUUUAAAGGCAUAAUCAGCAUCUGGUUGGUUCAGGAAAAAAGAAAUUAGGCUUUCUUUUUUUUUCUUUUUUUUUUUUUUUUGCUUAUUUUCAGCUCUUAAAUUCUUUAUCAAUAUCAUUGUAAAGUGUAUUACUACAUGCUGUCAUCACUGCAGUUCCACUUUGGGUGACGAGGAACUUCCUUGUAAAUUCUGUCCACCAAUUAAAUUUCCUGCUGCCUGC